Molecule: messenger RNA, 860 nt
Organism: Haliaeetus leucocephalus (bald eagle)
Lineage: Eukaryota; Metazoa; Chordata; Aves; Accipitriformes; Accipitridae
Gene: GMNN
Product: geminin, DNA replication inhibitor
Exons: 7
Coding region: 14-706 (230 amino acids)
Biological process (GO): negative regulation of DNA replication; negative regulation of cell cycle
Cellular component (GO): nucleus
Source: RefSeq, a predicted model, not a curated record
AAGGCGUGAUCCUAUGAAUUCCAAGAUGAGACAGAAACCGAAAGCGGAGAAAUCAUCAGGAUCUUUGCAGAAGUACCUCACAGACACCAGAUGCAGUGCUGCCCCAAGACGGACUCUUAAAAUGAUUCAGCCUUCAGCAACAGGUUGCCUGGUUGGCAGACAUAAUGAGAAGAAAUCUUCAGUCAAAAGGAAACUCUGGAAUAACAAGGUCACCUCAAAGGCUUGUAAAGCUGAGGUGUCUGUGGACAAGGAGCAAGAAAAUGGGAAUACGAAUGAUGUCAUUCAAGCUGUAGAUCUCAUGAUAAAAGGAAGUCCUUCAUCUCAGUAUUGGAAAGAAGUGGCUGAAGAAAGGAGGAAGGCUCUUUAUGAAGUGCUUCAAGAAAAUGAAAAGUUGCACAAAGAAAUUGAACAGAAAGAUGGUGAAAUUGCCCGCCUAAAAGAAGAAAAUGAAGAGCUAAUGUCCCUUGCUGAACAUGUGCAUUAUAUGACCAGCAUGAUUGAGAGGCUAACUGGGCAAGCACCUGUUGAUCUUGAGACACUGAAGAGUCUGGCUCUAGAGGAAUCCAAACAAGAAAAUGAAGAGCUUAACUGUGGAGAUGAUGCAGACAGCACUCCUGAAGAAGGGCCAUCACAAGUAUCAUGCGGCUUAAGGGAGAGUAUAUUGGAUCUUGCUUCAAAGGAAGCAAGUGACUUGCAACUGGAAUGACAACCUUUAAAUAGGCUUAUGUAUGUGGCUUUUAAUUGCAGACUUCCUCUUGAAAGGAUAUACUAAAACUUCUCAGGUAUAGGAACUUUUGUGGAAGCAUUACAGAUGUUGGUUUUUAACUGGAAUUAUGUAGCGGUGGGAGUAUCUGGAUACU